Molecule: messenger RNA, 1224 nt
Organism: Histoplasma mississippiense
Lineage: Eukaryota; Fungi; Ascomycota; Eurotiomycetes; Onygenales; Ajellomycetaceae
Product: cytochrome P450 55A3
Exons: 10
Coding region: 1-1224 (407 amino acids)
Molecular function (GO): iron ion binding; heme binding; oxidoreductase activity, acting on paired donors, with incorporation or reduction of molecular oxygen
Source: RefSeq, a predicted model, not a curated record
AUGUGUGUCUCGCCUCCAAAAUUCCCCUUCUCUCGCCCGUCCGGAGCUAUCCCGCCGCUGGAAUAUGCGAAACUCAGAGCCACAAACCCCGUGUCCAGAGUCACUCUCUGGGACAACAGUCAGCCAUGGCUGGUUGUCAAACAUAAGGAUAUCUGCAGUGUUCUCACGGAUUCACGUCUGUCCAAGGAACGGACACGCGCUGGCUUUCCCGAAAUGAAUCCCGGCGGCAAGGAGGCUGCCAAAAACCGCCCUACUUUCGUUGACAUGGACCCUCCAGACCACGGGCGUCAAAGGAACAUGGUUGCCUCCCUUUUCACAAGGGAAUCUUCUGAGACAAUGCGCCCGCAUAUCCAAGCCACUGCAGACGCCCUUCUCGAUGAGAUAAUAAAGCAGGGUUGCGAGAAGCCCGUUGACUUGGUCGAGAAGUUUGCUCUACCGCUGCCAUCCUAUAUCAUAUACGGGAUCCUGGGUGUGCCAAAGGAAGAUCUGGCAUACCUCACUGAGUGUAACGCCGUCCGUAGUAAUGGAAGUUCCACCGCAGCAGCUGCGUCUAAUGCCAAUAAGGAACUCCUGGACUACAUCGGCAACUUGGCUGAUAAGCGACUUGAAAAGCCAGGAAACGAUAUGAUUAGCAAACUUGUUGUGGAGCAGCUUAAACCGGGCCACAUCGACAGACUUGAUGUCAUCCAAAUCGCCUUUUUGAUGCUUGUUGCCGGAAACGCCACCUUGGUGAACAUGAUUUCGCUUGGCAUCGUCACCCUUCUUCAACAUCCCAAACAACUCGCAGAUCUCAAAGGCAAUCCAUCACUCGCACCCAAAUUCGUCGAAGAGCUCUGUCGCUACCACACAGCAUCAGCAAUGGCCACGAGGCGCGUUGCUAAAGAGGAUAUCAUGCUUGGCGGCCAUCUCAUCAAAGCAGGCGAAGGUAUAAUUGCCGCCACCCAGUCCGGCAACCGAGAUGAAGACAUCUUCCCCAACCCAGACGUCUUCGACAUGCACCGCACGCGUGGCUCUGAGGUAGCGCUUGGCUACGGAUAUGGCGAGCAUGUUUGCGUCGCUGAGGGACUGGCUCGCACCGAACUUGAGGUUGUUUUCUUUCAUCACUGGUCCACUAACGUCUUACGUCUUAAACCCCACAAAAACAGCAACACUAUUCCGACGACUGCCGAACUUGAAGCUCGGCAUCCCGCUCUCCGAGGUCAAGUAUUCCCCUCCCGACGCUGA